CUCGCUCAUUGGCUUCCGAUUGGCCAAUCGCAGGCUGCCUCCUGCCAGGGCCGCAGUUUUCAAAUCCACAUUGUGCAGUAGUAGCCGCAGCUCUUGGGUGGAGGCCGGGAGCGGGGCCGGGCGCUGAGAAGCCAGGUGUGCUUGGGCAGAGAAGAUGCCAGUGCCACGCAACUCCAAGACCACAGGCAGUAAACAGCUACGGCCUGGCAAAGCAGGAGCAGUGGAAAAUGUCAGACCCGAGAAGGAGGAGAGCUUUCAAGCAAAGAGGUCCCCGUCCUCACCCCAGGGGGCACCCAAGAAGAGGUCAGCCUUCGGAGACAUCACUAAUGCUCACAAGAACCAGGCUGGCCUGAGGAAGAAGGAUGCUGCGAAGGCAGGUCCCAGGAAGGCGCAGAAGGGCACAGCUGCUCUGGGGGUCUUGAAGAACAAUGAGAUCAACUUUAAAAAGUCAACAAGGAAAACUCCCCCAGCUGAGGUGCCUGUUGAUCCCAAACUGGUUCCCAAAAAUGACCCGGUGCCGGAGGAGCCAGCACCCACGCAGGUCAGUGGAAUCGGGUGCUCACUGCCAACCUAGUGGCCCCUGGGAGGG
Messenger RNA from Chrysemys picta bellii (western painted turtle), 589 nucleotides. NCBI's taxonomy places the organism in Eukaryota, Metazoa, Chordata, Testudines, Emydidae. The record is from RefSeq and is a predicted model, not a curated record.